Molecule: messenger RNA, 7575 nt
Organism: Talaromyces stipitatus ATCC 10500
Lineage: Eukaryota; Fungi; Ascomycota; Eurotiomycetes; Eurotiales; Trichocomaceae
Exons: 7
Coding region: 1-7575 (2524 amino acids)
Source: RefSeq, a predicted model, not a curated record
AUGGCAUCUCAGGAGACUAAUAUUUCACCCGGUGCAGCCACGUACUUAGUCCACCAUAUAUUUCUUCCGCCAAAGCUUCCAGGAAGUGAUGACUACAAUGCGGCACAUGAAGUGUGGCUUGUCGAAAUGCUCUAUGGAGCUCUGUCUAGGUUUAAGUCUCACUUUUCAGACAAUCAACGACUUACCCUCGCUUCAGUGGCUUUUAUGCUUGAAAAAGUGAAACAAACUCAUGACUCUCAUGGACAUGUCGAUGAACCAAAACUUAAGCGAGCUCUCCAAGAACUCUGCGAAAAAGCCGAAGCGCAUGAGUUUAGACACCAGAAGCGCCAAGAACUAGGAAAGAAAAAAGAAGAGUAUUCGAGAUUGAUGGGUCUCUAUGAUAGAAGUGAGUGUGACUAUGUGGAAGGCUAUAGUCGGAGAGGUCGUCCUUAUCGCAGUCACAGCAAUUGCUGUGGAAAAUGUAGAUAUGAAAGGAAUGCCGAUGCCAUAUCCAUUGAUUUACACGAAUGGCCACUUCCAGAUUCCGAUCUACAAGCCAAGAACGCUGUCUUCGAACUUCGACUACCCUAUUCCUUCGGGUUUUGGCGUCAGACGACCUUUUUUGUUUUCAUUGACGUGUUUGGUGCCAAAUAUAAGAGCGGAAAUGGCGUAUCUAAAUUGUAUCAUCUUCGAAGUUACGCCGGGCUCGUGAAAUAUUUUGUUCCUUUUGGAGGGGAAGGUAACGUUGGUCUCUCCUCCUCAGUGAAGCCGCAUACCAACACCCACUACCGGAACAAAAAGAUCAAUGUUUUCGAUUCGAAGAAGCAGGUGUUUGUGGGCCAGUUCGAGUUUACCGAUAAAAUUGUUAAACUAUGCACCUAUACGCUGCCUACUCCGUCUUCGUCGUUGCAAAAGUUCAUGUCUAGACCGUCGCUAAAUCGAGUGAUUGCAUCACAAUCUGACUGCCCUACUCAUUUCACUUUGGAAGAAUACAAAGCUUUGGCAAGCAUUCCCCUCGGGUUCCGAGUCCAAUGGCAGAACAUCCUUGUGCAGCUGGCAAUGCCAGCGGUGGACUUCAGGAAGCAAGAAACAGCGCUUGUAAUCGCUCAGGCGAUCUACCAAGCCGGUCCAGCUUCAGCUGAGCAAGCCUUAAGACGCGGUCAUGUAUUGGUUGAAGAUCUUGCAUUUAUGGGCACUCUGUUGAUACACAUACGAAAAGCCACUGAGCGGAUCAAAGGAAACUGGGAAUCCUAUAAUGGUGUAUGGCUUUUUAUUGCCUUAACCACCAGAGUCCUGUCACUGUCAUCAUCUGAAGCCAUACAGCAUGAGUGUUUAGCCAUACUGGAUAGUCUUCGGAGUAUCUCUUUUGAGUGGGUCUCAUAUCUCAAAAACCAGAUUAAUGAAACGGACGAUCACGACCAGAAAAGGAGCCUGGUCGACAAGGCUCUCACGGUUGCUUUGAUUUGUGCUGGGUCGUUCGACUGUGAUGAGCACUUUCUUACACUUUUGCUAGGAAAUCAAGACAAUGGUUCAGUAUUCCUUCAGUGCUCUCUGUUCAUUCAGGAGAAGUUGAGCAGUGAUGAGCACUCUUCGAAUGAUCCGCUUUUCUGCAUACUUCAGCAUCGCUGGAAACGGCUAUGUCAACGGAGCUGCGCUAUCUUACAAAAGAAUGUUGUGCGUGAACGUUGCGCUUCUUUGGACCAUGCAAUCAAAAAUCAUUGGUCAGCAUACCAGGCAGGCCUUGCUUGGGCAAUCUCGGAGUGCGCACACCACUGGUUGCAAAAUGAAAGCCCAGACGGCAGUAUGGUGAAUUUUAACCUUCUGACAGGGGAACUUUUGGUGGAUGGCAUUCCUGUGGGUUACUUGCCAAAUGAAUACAGGUCGCACGCGACUUAUCAAACUCUAUUUGGACGCACUUCCCUAGAAGUCAUGCCUAGUUCAGUUGUAGGCAUGCAGGGCUGCAUUAUAUUCUGUCCAAAGGAUACUCCCUGGGCGUCUCUGGCAAAUCCCUGGAAAAUGGAGAAGCUCCGCGGGGGAUGGGUAUUGUCCAAUGAUUCCUACUCCUUAUUGAGUUUCCACAGUGAAUCCAACCAAGCGAUAUCGAAUGUGCUCUCGCCUUUGGAAGACGCUCGUUAUAUAAACUGCACUGUUAGCCGCGAUCUAACCACCCUGGAAAUUGAUUUACCGUCGCCCAACCUCCAAUUCUACGCUAAGAUAGGCGAGCUAGAAAUACAUGCGCGCCAGUAUCCUGGUAUGGUCAUUGACGAUAACCAGUUAUUGGGAACCUUGGUGGGACUCCACAGCAAGCUUAUUCUCAGACCCAAAGAGGGAAACCGUCUUGUUGUCACACCAUCGUCCAAGUUUGCCAAACGUACGAUGACCCGAGUACAUUCGUACACGGUUGACGAGCAGCUAUCCAGACUAGUUGACAACGGUAGCUUGCAUAGUAAGCUCUUCCUAUGUUACCUUCAUGCUUUGACGUCGUUUUGCUUGGUUGAUCCCUUGACCAUGAGAACAGGAACGGAGCAAGCACUGUCAAUUUUACAAUCUGCAGCCGUCAAAUCUUUCGAUAGACUAACCAAAGAGGACAUCGAUCUUUUGGCACACAUUGCCAAGUUAAGCCCAGGAAGGGAAUAUUAUCCUAGAUAUCUGCACGUCAUACAGGUAGUCACCUGGGACUCAGUGUUAAGCUAUCUAUCGCAACAUGGCCACUUUUUGAAACAUGUCCAGGCUAUGUUUGAACACUAUGACAAGAUGAAGAUCUUUCAUGAAGGCCAAUAUGUAAAGCCUUGGGGUGUGGAUCAUGCCGAGGAAGCCCUUUUAAAUCGUGACUUGAUCCGAUCUUCCAUGCUGCGUAUUUCAGGGUUCGGUGCUGAGGAUCAUACUCUUUCCAUGGAUGCAAAAUACACCCCUAGAGAUAGAGGUAUCUUAUCAGCACCUUUCCAACGGGCUUUCAGAUUGUCAAGUUUUAUCUACAACGGUCGAACCGACAUUGAGUAUGCAUUGCCGGAGAGCACUUUUGAAGAUAUCUGGAAAUUUUUACGUGAAACUUCCGGCACGAUCCCUGGUCCAAUGACGCCACUUGACAUUUCUCACUUGAGAUACGAUGCAAAGUUGAUCUUGAGUCCUUCAGAGCAGGAUAUCAAACCCCUGGUGCGGGGUCGCUCGGAGCUGAACAAGUACCAUGUGAUGAUGUGGCUAGCCACGAUGGCCUUCUCUGAGUCUUCUCAAAUGACUUUCCUUCAGAUCCCGGGCACCUUUUCGUCCCAUAAUUUUCCGGAUGCACCUGCCAAAUCAUCAUUUAAUCUUUUGGUGGGAUCUGAGGUGGUUACGGAACAACUGCGUCUCGCUUUGGAGCCGUUUGUGCGUCCCAUAGGAAGUUGUCCCGAGUCACGGCUUACACAGCAAACGCAUGAAUCUGUGUAUGAUUUUUGGGAGCGCAAGCAAUCCUUGUACCAAAGCAAUUGCACUGUUGCUGUACAAGCAGCUAUGGAUGCUCUGUGUUCUCAAUGGCCCUGUGAGACGCCUACAAUUCCUCCAAGUCAUUCUGAUAUAGAAAUCCUCCAAUAUGUUAACGUACAGACUGCUAACACCAGAGUUCGAGAGAUCUUCAACCAUUGGUACUCCAACUUUUUGCUCCGCAGUUUCCUGAAGGACGUUUGCAAUAUAUUGAAAUGUGUACCUGUGGCUCAUACUGCUGUGCCUUCGAUACCUGAGAUCAAAGCUGAACGCAUUCCGCAGCGCAAACUAGGAUACGUACCUGUGGACAGUGUCUUUGAGGCCACAGAGAUGCAAACCGUCGGCUCACUGUCGUCACCACUAAGUAAUUUGCCACUGAUACCCAGAGCUGAUGAAGGAAAACCAUUGCAACUUCUGCAUAAAUUGAUUCAUAACAUGAGUGCUGGGUGCGCCUCUGAAUACGAAAGAUUAUAUCUAAAAAGACUACAAGAGAGUCUAGUUUCACUUCAAGACAAAUCAUUCAAGUGGAACAUUGAAGUCGAGGAAUCCGAGCAGGAACAGCUUCUUCGGGAUAACCUUGACUUCUGUCGAAAAAGAGUUGGAGAUGUCUACCGGAUUAUGGUUGCAUGCGUGUCACCUUCAAUCGUCACCCGUCCAACACACUUGAGUCAAGACAGUCAUGCCCAUGCAGUAGCAUUUGCUGCUGGUCAGUGGCCAAGGAUCGCACCAAUACUUUUUCUGGAGCAGCUCGCGCGACAGAAGUGGUGCCGAUUGAGCAAUGAUUGGAAAGACUGUAUUGUUUCAUAUGGAGUGGCACUGACUCAACUGCAUCGUGCAGCGCGACUUUGCGGCCUCGCAGGGAGAAAAGAUGACCUGAUCAAGCAGCUCCAAAAUCAUGGCCAUCAGAAUUGGGAUCCUCGACAGUAUCCCGAAUCAUUGCUUCUAGAAGUCGAGAAUGGAAUAAUGAUCCGAGAGGUACAACAGGAAAUAGUCAUAGAGAUUGUCAACCAAACGGGGGGCACCAAUCACGUUAUGCAACUGAAUAUGGGAGAAAAAAAAUCUUCCGUGAUUGUACCCAUACUAGCUUCAGUGCUCGCUAACCCUUCUUGUCUGAUUCGAAUUAUUGUUGCAAAACCUCAAUCUCGUCAAAUGCUACAUGUCUUGACUUCCAAGCUGGGCGGUCUGAUUAAUAGACGAGUUUACCACCUACCAUUCUUUCGGGGCAUUCGUCCAUCAGAGUCUGACGCAGUUAAGAUUGAAGAAAUGUGUCGGGAGUGUAUGACAAACGGAGGAGUCCUUCUAGUACAGCCUGAGCAACUGUUGUCGUUUGAACUUAUGUGCAGUGAAUCAUUGAUUGAGGGCAACGAACCGCUGGGUCGAGCUUUGCUAAAGACGCAGCAGUUUUUUGAUGAAUCCACUCGCGACAUCGUCGAUGAAAGUGAUGAGAACUUUAGCACAAAAUUCGAGCUCGUCUAUGCCAUGGGAACACAGAAAUCAAUCGAGCUCAGUCCUGAUCGGUGGUUAUUCAUACAAACAUUGCUCAGCCUUGUUGGCGAGUUUGCCACUCAAGUGCAAAACAAGUAUCCUCUAUCAAUUGAGGUGAAUCCAUCUUGUCCCGGAAGCUUCCCGAGAACUAGACUGUUAAGGUCAGAUGCUCAGAUUGACCUUAUUGACCGACUCGCUCGAAAGAUCUGUGAUACCGGCAUGAAAAAUCUACCCAUAUACAGACAAUCAAAAGAGACUCGACAGGCAAUCUUCAACUACAUCGUUGAACGUCAUCCUAGUGAACAAUGCACAUCCCUGAUUCAAGAUGACCGCGAAUUCUUUACGGGUACGACCCGAAGUCUCCUACUUCUCCUACGUGGUCUUUUGGCUGGCGGCGUACUUGCAUCUGCAUUACAACGAUGCUGGAGGGUCGCUUAUGGGCUGGAUCCGCAUAGAAGUCCUGCUACGAAACUUGCCGUUCCUUAUAGAGGCAAGGACAAUCCAACAGCACGAUCUGAAUUCAGUGACCCUGACACAGUGAUUAUGUUAACAUGCUUGAGCUACUACUAUGAGGGACUCUCUGAUAAGGAUCUCUAUAAUUCUUUCACUCAUGUCACCAAGUCCGAUCAAGGGCCCAUUGAAUAUGAAGUCUGGGUGAAGGAUGCUCCAGCACUGGCCCAUCAAUUCCGCCAGUUGGAAGGUGUAAGUCUUCAAGACCGUAACUAUUGCGUUGAGCACAUUUUUCCAGCACUUCGAUAUUCGAAGGGUGCGAUCGACUACUUCUUGGCGCACAUAGUUUUUCCUAAAGAAAUGAAGGAAUUUCCUUUGAAGCUUUCUGCAUCAGGUUGGGAUAUUGGAAGGAUCAAGACUCAUCCCACGAGUGGCUUCAGUGGGACAAAUGAUUCGAGGGAUAUUCUUCCUCUUUCUGUUAGACAGCUAGAUCUCACUAAGCAGAAGCAUACAAACGCCUUGGUUCUUGGGUAUCUUCUGCAACCAGAGAACUCUGUCGAAAUUGUGAACCCGACUGAGACAGACAUAACAAAUGUUUGCAGUGUCCUCCAGAUGGUAACCAACAUGACACCGCCAACGCAGGUGAUCUUGGACGUCGGCGCACAGAUUCUUGAGUCGAAUCAAGAAGUUGCUAAGGAAUGGCUGAAGUUGUUGCCAGAAGCUCGGUGCCAAGCCAUCGUUUUCAUCGACGAUAAUGAUGAAUUAAAUGUUCUUGACCGCAAAGGAAUUGUCGAACCAUUACUUAUAUCUCCCUUUGCAAAACAGAUGGAAAAUUUUGUCAUGUUUACCUUGACGAGUCCCAUACUAGAGGCACUGACUUACGAUUGCCACAACACUAUCGUGCUGCAGUCACAUUGGGUGCUAACCUCACUAAAGACAAAUUGGUUCAAGUCUGUCGUGUUCCUAGUCUCCGAAGAAGUCCAGACCAAAAUUCGUUCCUGCGUGUCAAAGACGGAAGACGCGGUUCUUAAUGUUUCGAACGUUUUACGAUGGGCUAUAUCGGAGACAAUGAUUGAUACGUGUCGUAAUAUAGCGCUGUGGGCUGUGCAAGGUUCGAGAUACCAUCGCCAACGUUGCAUCUGGGAAGAGCAAGGGGGUCGGACUGGUCUGACCAGUGACGGGGCAAAGCAGCUUCUAGAACCCGAUGCCCAGACAAUUGAGAAGCGCUACAAUGCUCGCACCAGAGGAGGGCUAGCGUUCCUGGAGGCGCAACUUCUCGAAGAUCCGAGUGUUGAGCCGAUCAUUGAGCGAUGCCGUCAGUUUGCUGACUUGGAUAUUGGUUCAAGCAGUCUUUACGAAGAGCAAGAGCGAGAAUUAGCGCCGGAGAUAGAGCAGGAGCGUGAGAUUAAGAGACCCGAAUCUUACGAGCCUGCAAAGCAUAUGAUUCAUGAAGACCUUCGACUCUUUAUACGCACAGGAUCACUGGACACCGAUUCCAGCGCUUUUAUGCCGGCUUUCAAGUCAUUGAGUGAUACGACAGCGGCUCGCCAUUUGGGACUCAGCAACUACCCACAAAAUGACAUAAUCGUCACAAAAGACUUUGUACGAACCGUCGAGGCAGCCAAACGGGGAUCUAAAUUUGUGUCCGACUCCUACCAGCGUCAAAUUCAAUGGAUCUUAACAAGUGUUGACAACAGCAACACUGUGCAACACCUGGCUAUCAUCAGCCCCUACGAGGCAGAUGUGCUUCUUCCCGAUGUCCUCAAGUCAUCCAAGGUUACCCUACAUCUUUACCCGCCUCGUAGUUCAUUGGCCUAUCAACCAUUGGAUCACUUGAUGUUGUACACCACACCAACCCGCUCGCCCUCUGCAACAAUUCCUCGUCAGUUGAUUACCCAACUCAACCUCUUAGCGGGACAGCUCUAUCUGUCUUCCUAUGACGAAUACCUUGAAAUCUGCAAAUUUCUCAAUCUUGCAUCAGGAAUGACUCCCGAUGGUUGGACGGUGGCAGCCGAUGGCUUUAUCCUCAACCGUGGUGACGAAAACACGCAUCCCACAGCAACGACCUUUCAAACUAGUCCGGUGCAAUUUUUCAAAAUUCUUAUUGCUCAGAUUCGUCGAAACUGCGAAGAUAUCGACAAGACGCAUAUUGGGCGGAUAUUGAAUGGGGGUUUGCUGGAAUUUGGUGGCUUUUUGGAUUAG